ACCCGGGCACCCAAAUAAAGCGUCAAACGCUCAUCCAUAGUAUUAACACAAUAAGGGCCGUCAAACCAUGGCUGCGUCCUCCACCACAGCAACAGUGUACAUUACCCGGCAAAGUUUUCCCAUUCCAACCACAAAGAACGCCACCAUAUUCACAAAUUCUGUCACUUUUGCAGCAAGACCACGAAAAUUUGUUAUUAGAAGUUCCAGCGAUGGAUCAACAGAAACAGCAGCGACGGUGGUAGAAGAAUCAGAGACAGAGACUUCCAUUGAAGCUCCAGAAGGACCUCCGUCUCUGAUUUCUGCUCUUAAUGUGGAAAGGGCUCUUCGAGGAAUACCGAUUACAGACGUAGAUUACUACGGAAGACUUGGGGUUCAAAGAGGAUGUUCAUACGAGCAGGUUACAGUUGCAUACAAGAACAAGGUUGAAGAAUUGCUGAAUCAAGGACUAGAUGAAGAAGAAGUCAGGGAGAAGAUGGAACAACUAAAAGAAACGUACUCAAUAUUAUCAUCACCAGAAGAAAGGAGAAUGUAUGAUUGGAGCUUAGGCAGGAGUGAGAAUCCAGAUAGAUAUGCGUGGCCUUUCGAAACUGACAAAUCAAGAACUCCAACGGAGCCUCCUCCACCACAGGAACCAGAAGACGUGGGACCUACAAGAUUUGUUGGAUACUUCGUGUUGGGAUGGAUAGUCCUGUCCUUGGCAUUAUCCAUACUCCUCAAUCGAUAAGGUCUUUUAAUUAAUGUUCAUAUAUUGCAAUAGAUAAAUUCUUUCUUUUCCUUCAUAAUCAUUUCCUUUUGAAGCUUUUAUGCUUCAACGGAUAUCAUGAACACUAUCAAUUAUUAUUAUUAUUAUUAUUAUAAAAACAGGUAAUUACUAUUUAGUCCAUAA
Molecule: messenger RNA, 886 nt
Organism: Jatropha curcas
Lineage: Eukaryota; Viridiplantae; Streptophyta; Magnoliopsida; Malpighiales; Euphorbiaceae
Gene: NDHU
Product: Chaperone DnaJ-domain superfamily protein
Cellular component (GO): chloroplast; NAD(P)H dehydrogenase complex (plastoquinone); chloroplast thylakoid membrane
Source: RefSeq, a predicted model, not a curated record